AUGCCGUCCACUAUCUCAAAUAUUCUAGAAGGGAGAUCAGAGGUUGAGCGAGUGGUGUACAAUGAUCCAGACCAGGACAUUGGGUUUGUGCUGCUCCCUGACAUGAAGUGGGACCAGGGAAUACUGGAGAACCUCUAUACGCUCGCUGUGGUGCACAAGAGAGAUUUGAAACUGACUAGGUAUUCUGAGAUGAUUCGAGAUAAGUAUAAUGGACUACCUGCUGAGGAGCUGCACUGCUAUCUCCAUUAUCAGCCGUCUUACUAUCAUCUGCACAUGCACUUUUCACACCUCAAGUACAACGCCCCGAGGAUCUUCAUAGGGCAGUCACAUUUGUUGGACGAGGUCAUUGACAAUAUACAGCUCGACAGUCAGUACUAUGCUAAGAGAACUAUUAGUUUUAUUGUGAAGCGUGAUAGACCAUUAUUUCAGUGCUUUCAAAAGCACAAACCAUUAACCUGAUUAAUUAUCUGAAAUGUACC
Molecule: messenger RNA, 479 nt
Organism: Halichondria panicea
Lineage: Eukaryota; Metazoa; Porifera; Demospongiae; Suberitida; Halichondriidae
Product: m7GpppX diphosphatase-like
Exons: 4
Coding region: 1-459 (152 amino acids)
Biological process (GO): deadenylation-dependent decapping of nuclear-transcribed mRNA
Cellular component (GO): nucleus; P-body
Molecular function (GO): RNA 7-methylguanosine cap binding; hydrolase activity
Source: RefSeq, a predicted model, not a curated record